Symbiodinium natans is the source of this 156-nucleotide messenger RNA. NCBI's taxonomy places the organism in Eukaryota, Dinophyceae, Suessiales, Symbiodiniaceae. The record is from the annotation of a GenBank genome assembly.
GAGUGUCCUCGCCUUCUGGAGUUGCUCCAAGAAGGGGCAAUGGCAUACCAGAAAGGCUUCAUCAACCUGGCCCGUCCUCCUCGCGUCACCAUCCGCUUCAUCCGCACCAUUGAGCCCGCCUACCCUCUGCGCGAGCUCCUCACCGCAGCGCGACAG